Molecule: messenger RNA, 1431 nt
Organism: Mycena indigotica
Lineage: Eukaryota; Fungi; Basidiomycota; Agaricomycetes; Agaricales; Mycenaceae
Exons: 2
Coding region: 1-1431 (476 amino acids)
Source: RefSeq, a predicted model, not a curated record
AUGGCCAGUCUCUCGUCCGUCGUUGAUGGGCUUGUGCGAGCGCAGUAUGGGGCCUCUGCGUCGCAGGUGACAGAGGAAGAGCUCGACAGACACGUGGCGGACCUCAUAUUGAAGGAGGCAAAGCAGAAGGCGGAGGCGUUCAACCAGAGUGGCAUUCGGGCGUAUCUACGCAGCAAUAUUCCCGAAAGCAAUGCGCCAAAGGCGAACAAACGAUUUCUGACGUCCAUCAUCAAGAGCACGGAUGACCACAACCGGACGAUCCUCCAGGCCCAGGCGAGUGCUGCGCAGGAAAUUAAGCGCGAGCGAGAUGAGAUUGAGCGAAAGGAGAGACGGGCGAGGGCUGAAGAGGCGGUGGAGGCCGAGAAGAUGAGGAGAGCCAGAAACAAAUCGAGUCGGAGUCGGCGACGGAGUAGAGAAGAACAAGACGACAGCUGGGACCAUUGGGAUGGGAGAACUGCUGCUAGGACAACGAGGAAGCCACGGGACUGGGAAACUUGGAAUGGCGAGGAUGAUGAUGAUGAUGAUGAUGACAACCGCCACCAUAGGUCAAGACGAAGACGGUCUCGCUCUAGAGACAGGAAACGAAGUAGCGAGAAGCGGUCUUCUAGAUCUCAUCGGGAACGUGAACGGUCACCGCAUGCUGAAAGCUCAAAAUCCAAGAAACGCAAACGGUCGCGAGACAGAGACAAUUCUGUUUCGCGUUCAAGCAAGGACAAGGAAUCGUCUCGAGAGUCCAACAAAGACAAGGAGUCUCAGCGCAAGCAUGAAUCGAGCUCCAGAAAGCGUUCACGGUCCACCUCACCUUCAACUCGCAAAGCAGACACUAAAGAAAUGGCUACCGCACGCGAAGAAGAACUACGCCAGAAACUCAAGUCUAAAUCACGCAGUAAAGCGGAAGCAAAACAGCCUACACCACCACCCCCGCCAUCAUCACCGCCACCAGCGAAACGCAGUAGAGUCGAGCGUACUCGCUCUCGGCCCCCUUCUCCUUCAACUACCCCUCCGCCACCGCCACCAUUCCCACCACCACCAUUGCGGUCACGUUCUUCCAGUUGCUCUUCAAUGAGCAUCACGCCCGGGCCAGAACCAGAGUCCCAACUGCCCUCCAAGAUGGACAAGUACUUCGAGGAAUCGUAUGACCCCCGGCUGGAUGUGGCCCCGCUUACGGCCCCGACGGUCCCGAAAACAGGGCUGAUCGACAAUUCUGCUUAUUAUGGCUGGGACGCGAUGCUUGAGCUCCUUCGGCAGCGGCAGCAGGACAAGGCAGAGAAGAAGCUCAAGGGGUCAUCGAGCUCUGCGACCAGCAAGCUGUUGGCGUCGAGUGCGGCCAGCGAUCGCUGGAAUGGAUCAAGCCAGAGCAUAAUGGAGAUUGAGUACAGCAAGCGGGGGUCUGUGAGAGAAUGGGAUUUGGGCAAGGUCGAUCCGACAUGA